Messenger RNA from Stegodyphus dumicola, 2309 nucleotides. Its product is annotated as constitutive coactivator of PPAR-gamma-like protein 1 homolog. NCBI's taxonomy places the organism in Eukaryota, Metazoa, Arthropoda, Arachnida, Araneae, Eresidae. The record is from RefSeq and is a predicted model, not a curated record. Gene Ontology annotation, cellular component: nucleus.
AAACAUAAUGAUGAUAAACCAAAAACUAUAUCACAGUCUUUAUCAGACAUUCCUGUGCUGCCCAAAGUUUCUACGGAAGUAAUGCGUAUGGCUCGUGAAAGACAUCAGAAGGGACUGAUGCAUCCUUACAUAUUUCAGAUUCUAACGCAGGGCGAAAUAAAAAUUCCUGUUAUGUUUGAUGAUGAAUCUGGCAGAGAGCUCCCAUCUCCAGGUCUUUUAUAUCGGCCAUUACGCCAAAUGAUUUAUGCGCUUCUUUUUAACCAGCAUCAUCUACAGUAUUUAGCUGAACAAAAAAAAGAGAAAGAAGGCAUUGAAGAAAAAGUGCCUGACAUAUUCAUCAAAGAAUGGAUAUGGUCCAAGUCUAACAAAUAUAACAAACCUGACCUCGUGCCUUCCAUGCCUUUGGGAUGGCCAGUUCCCACUGUAUCACGUCUAUGGUUUGGAUCCGGUCCAGAUGAUAAUAAGAAGCGUUUGCAAGCUUUUCUCACUUGUAUGCGAAGUAAUACACCCUUAAUGUGUGAUCCGAUGUUUGUUCCUCGUCAUUUAAUAUUACUUUGCUGUGUUGUGCGGUAUAUAAUUACAAGUGCUGACAUGCCCUUCCUGUACAAACAUGAGUUAGAUGCAUUUCUUGUUCAAGCUAUGGAUCCUCAUUUGAUGGAUAUAGAAUAUACUCAGAAAUUAGAAGUGCCACUGAUUACACCAAGAGGCAUAAUGCUUGCAGCUAUAUUCAUGCAGGGUGUUGAGCAUGCUUUGAUUGCUAAUGAUGCUUGUGGUGCUCCAAUAUCUUGGUUGAUGUGUUGUCCUUGGUUGUUUUUUGAUGGCAAACUAUUUCAUCGUAAAUUGCUCAAGGCUAAUGGUGCCAAGAAUCUUUUGGAUCUGUGUGAUAACAGAUAUGACGAAGUGGCUGCUGUGGAGCAGAUGAGAAGUGCAAUAGUUGAAGGCCUUGCUGUGAAAUUUCUCACACCCCCAAUGCCUACAUCACACAGGCCACAACAUAUGCCCUUUCCUAACUUUCCAGUACCUGUCCAGCCAGGUUCACAAGGCCGAGGUAGAGGUCAUCAACGUGUUGUGCCUCGUGGUGGUCAAUUGGAAGUAGCUGGGGUUGUUGUUGGAAGCUGGGGCCCAAACUAUGGUCAGGGGCCUAGAUCACCGAGCCGUAGUAUACCUCCUCAGAUUGUGUCAGUUGGUGGAGUUGGAAGAGGACGACCAGUACCUAACCAUGCUGCUGGAAGGGGAGCUGCUGUUGCUAGGGGAUAUUCUCCUCCAGCUAGACCAAGAGUCUCCUCACCUCCAGCUAUUGAAAGGAGCUCACAGCCUCUAGGCAUGGGCAGAGGUUCACUGCUUUUACAGGGUGCUAAAACUAAUUCUCCUAAAUUGCAGGAUUUAGAAAUUUGAAAUAAUACUAUCCAGACGAUGAGGAAGAAGUAUGACAUCACUGAACUGUGUUCUUUGAAUCAUGUAUUUUGAUGAGGAAAAGGUUGACAAAGAAGUAGAAUGUUUUCAUAUGCCCUAAAUUAAUGUGUAAUAUGCAUUAAUGUAUGGCUAACGCAAGUAGUUUGGCAUUUAAACAGAGAUUUUACAGUAUUAGGUAAUACUGCAGUGGUUAGAGAUGGCCCUAAAUCCUUAAGCACCUUUCAUUUGAUCAUUUUACUAUUGGGAUCUUUCUCAAGUGAAAAUUUCAUUUUUUAGACGUUAUGAUUAUCUGUGCUUAUAAUUUGGCAAAUAUGCAGGUUAAAAGAACUUCUUGUAACCAUAUGGUAUAUAUAUGAGACAUAUUUUUCUAUGUAUGUUGGGUUGAGAGUAAUGACAGAAAAACAUUUCAUAUUUACCUUUUGACUAAUGAUCUUAAAUUCAAAGUCCUUGUGUAUUGUAGCGAAUGCUGUCACACCACUGCAUAGCAAAAUCAAUAUUGUGAAGCAAAUAUUUAUUCUUUAUGAAAAUUAGACACUUGAAGUCAUAUUUACAAUUAAGAUGUCUUCUUUUGCUUGCUUUUGAUUGAAGUAAAAAAAAAAAAAAAAUGUUACUCUUUAUAAAUGUUUUAAUGUGUUAAAUAAUCAUAGUGUUUGUACAUCUCAAUGAAGCUUGUAAUUUGUUUCAUGGUAGGCUUUGUACCAUAAAUUUUGAUUAGUAAUGUAUUGCUAAUUAAAUUACAUUUUAAACUCUGAAUGGACCAGUAUGUUGUGUGAAGUUGUUUUUGGAAAUAUAAAUAAAAAGGUUUCAGUAUAUGUAUUCUUACUGAUUUUUUAAUUUAAAAAAGGCUAGUGUAUUUUUGUGUGCUCAUCACUGAAUAAAAGGGGCAAAACAGAAAA